Messenger RNA from Daphnia pulicaria, 1827 nucleotides. RefSeq names its product ATP-dependent DNA helicase PIF1-like. The record is from RefSeq and is a predicted model, not a curated record. Lineage: Eukaryota; Metazoa; Arthropoda; Branchiopoda; Diplostraca; Daphniidae. The coding region runs from base 1 to 1827 and encodes 608 amino acids. The transcript has a single exon. Gene Ontology annotation, biological process: DNA repair; telomere maintenance. Gene Ontology annotation, molecular function: DNA helicase activity.
AUGCUUUUGGAUGACAACCUUGUCGUACCCCAAUGGCAAGACUUUCGAUUGACUGCAGCUCAGGAACUGCGUCAAUAUUUCAACUUGGACGAAGAAUUGCAAAGUCGAUUAGAUCAGGCAGCUGAUGACCUCCAGGAACAAGACAACAUUGAAAACGACAACGUUAAUCAACUUGAAUGGCAGCAAGCGGUCGGUAUGCGACCUGUAGGCGAACAAGAAGUUCGUUCUGAUUUACCUGUUAUUGACCGUUCUUUCCCUUGGCUGACUAGUUUUCAGCUUCAUUACACUCCACAUGAAUUGGCCUGUGGAAGCGCUUGGGUGGUUAAUCAUCUAACCAACGGAAGAGAUCUCGGCACUGAUUCUACAGAUUUACCCUUUGUCAGUCCCAGUCAACUGAAUCGUUCACAACGAAUGUGGUUCGAUAUGGUUGUUGAGGCUCUGCAAUCUCGGAAACAGUUGUUAUUGAUCGUCAAUGGCACAGCUGGUACUGGCAAAACCUUCACUAUUUCAGCAAUCUCCAGUGUUGUCCCUAAAGAACAUAUCGUCCGUUCAGCCUACACCGCGAAAGCUGCCCAUCUCAUCCGCGGUGAAACUUUGCACAAGAUAUUUCAAAUUCCAGUAGAAAAAGGCCAAGGCACAAAGUUCGGCCCUCUAAAUGGAGCGAAACUUGCAGCUCUUCAAGAGAAAUUUCGUCAUGUUAAAAUUAUCAUUAUUGACGAAUAUUCAAUGUUGAGUUUGACCAUGCUUGGAAAAAUUGACGCUCGUCUUCGUGAAGCCAAAGGCAACAACCUUUUUUGUGGUGGGCUGACUGUUAUUUUGGUUGGAGAUCCAGCUCAGCUUCCUCCUGUGGCUGCUCCUUCCCUCUAUUCCCAAUCAACAGCACCGUUUGCCAACGAGGGUCGGGCCGCUUACUUGGCUUUCCAAUCCGUCAUCAAGUUGACAGAAGUUCGACGACAACAAGUAGAAGAUGGCGACAUUGACCAGCAAACAUUCCUGGACACACUCAACUCUUUGAGAGAGGGAAACUGUUCCAUAGACCAGUGGAAAUUCCUUCAAGCAAGGAAUCCGGAAGCCAUUGCCAACUUUGGCACUGAUUUUGAAGAUGCAACCUACUUGUUUGCCACCAACGAAGCUGUAAAUCGCAGAAAUUACUUCAAACUACCACAACUUCAAAUGCCAAUCACCCUACUACGGUCGGUAAAUCUGCCUUCAAGUGGCAAGUCAAAGCCAUCUGAUCAGUUUCGAGGGCUUGAAGUUGAACUGUACCUUGCGAUCGGAGCCCAAGUAACAUUAACAUCCAACAUCAACACGGCUGUGGGUCUCACUAAUGGUGCCAGAGGUACCGUGGUUGAUAUCGUCUAUUCCAAACAGCCCAAUGUUGAUCUGCCUGAUUUCAUCGUUGUUAGAUGGCCUGAUUAUACCGGUCCUCAAUUCUUCUCUGCAACCAUGAAUAACGGCAUUUCAACUCACAACUGUAUACCAAUCCCGGCCAUAUCCAUACGGUCUGAUGACACGAGAGCCGUCCGGAUUCAGUUUCCCCUUCGCCUGGCUUAUGCGAUGACCGUAUGGAAAUCUCAAGGAGAAACUCUAGGCAAAACUGUUGUAGACAUCGGUCCCAAAGAAACCGCCGGCCUGACUUUCGUCGCUCUUUCUAGGGUACGACACAUUAGUGAUUUGGCCGUCUUGCCAUUUGACUAUCAAAGAGCAUUGAAAAUUUCGACUGGUGAUGGGUUAUUUGCUAGGAAGAUGGAAGAAAGACGGCUAAAUAUGCUGUGUCAGGCUACACAAGAUCAAUGGUUUGAAAAAACCCAGAAUAAAUUUGUUUGA